Messenger RNA from Ipomoea nil (Japanese morning glory), 564 nucleotides. RefSeq lists its product as uncharacterized. The record is from RefSeq and is a predicted model, not a curated record. Bases 1 to 564 code for a protein of 187 amino acids. The transcript has a single exon. Lineage: Eukaryota; Viridiplantae; Streptophyta; Magnoliopsida; Solanales; Convolvulaceae.
AUGGAAAGAGAUCAUUCUAACCGUUCUAGGCCUCUUGCCUUUAAUUUCUCAAAGUUUGAUGAUUGGAAAGUGAGAAUGCAGGCACAUCUCUCGGCCAUUCAUGAUGAAAUGUGGGACGUGAUAAGUGAAGGUCCUAUUGUCGUAAUGAUGGUAAACACGCAGGCAGUUGCUCAAGGAGCAGAUCCAGAAACCAUGAUACCUAAGCCAAAAUCACAACUUACUUCAUAUGAGAAAACAAGAGCAAAUCUCGACAAUGUUGCAAGAGAUAUUCUCUAUAAGUCUCUAGAUGAUUCGCUGUUCCCGAGAGUACGGAAAUGCACUACAGCAAAACAAAUCUGGGAUACUCUCAUGAGUCUAGGUGAAGGGGGUGAACAAGAGAAGGACAACAAGCUCACCGUAGCCAUGAAGAAGUUUGAAGAUUUCAAAAUGAUGUCAAAUGAAGCCAUCACCGACAUGGAGCUCAGAUUCACAAAACUCAUGGGUGAUCUUUCGGAUCUCGGAAAGGAGCCGACUGAAAAGGAAAAAAAUCUAAAGAUACUUCGAGGGCUUCCAAAAUCAUGGUAG